AGUUCACCACUUUCAGAAAAGCCAGGAAACAGAAACUUUGGGGAAAGGAAACCACUGGGGAAGGUGGAGCCCCGAACUGCCUCCCGCGUCUGCAUCCUGUGAGCUGCACCUGCCACCAUGAGCCGCGCCCCUCGGCCCUUGCUCCCUGGCGCCCGCGCCGCCGGCCCCCCCACCUACGAGAUGCUCAAGGAAGAGCACGAGGUGGUGGUCCUCGGGUCGGGGGCCCCCCAGAGCGCGGCUCCCGCGAUUACCACCGUGAUCAACAUCUGCGGUGACACAGUCGUGCCCGACCACGUCGUCUGGUCCCUGUUCAACACCGUCUUCAUGAACUGGUGUUGCCUGGGCUUCAUGGCCUUCUCUUACUCCGUGAAGACCAGGGACCGGAAGAUGGCGGGCGACCUGACCGGGGCGCAGAGCUUCGCCUCCACCGCCAGGUGCCUCAACAUCUGGGCGCUGGUCCUGGGCCUCCUCCUGACCGUCACCUUCGUCAUUCUUGUCUCAACCGGCUCCCUGGUGAUUUUCGAAACAGUUUCCGAGAUGGUAAAACAUUACGGAGGGUUGUAGUCGGCGCCGGAGGCCUCGGGGCCCCUCCCGUCGCACUGUCACCUUCAGGUCCCUCUAGCGCUGGUGUCAAUAAAGCACGUGCCUGUGA
Canis lupus familiaris (dog) is the source of this 652-nucleotide messenger RNA. RefSeq names its product interferon-induced transmembrane protein 1-like. NCBI's taxonomy places the organism in Eukaryota, Metazoa, Chordata, Mammalia, Carnivora, Canidae. Gene Ontology annotation, biological process: response to interferon-alpha; response to type II interferon; type I interferon-mediated signaling pathway. The record is from RefSeq and is a predicted model, not a curated record. The transcript is spliced from 2 exons. Gene Ontology annotation, cellular component: plasma membrane. Bases 118 to 564 code for a protein of 148 amino acids.